AUGUCCAAACCCACCGUUUCCGCCUACGUCGUCCACAUCGACAGCCCGGACAAGAGCCAGAGCUUCCGCGAGCACCCGGUCCUCGACUUCCUGUUCGACCACCAAGAGGCCUUUGACCAGGGCGACAUGAAGACGGGGCCCUACACGCGCUACCACACCGACGACUUCGUCUUCACCAAGGCCGACGGCACGGUUUUUGCGCCCGGCGAGGCGUCGUGGCAGGGCUGGCUGGCCGGCUACGCGCCGUUCACGGAACACCUCCACCAGGCGCGGUACUGCUGCGUGUACGAGCGUGGUGAUGGAAGCGGGUGGGAGAUGAUGGGCGUGGCACACGUCUUCGCCAACCUCGCCGCGCCGGGCGAGAAGACCAAGGAGGACCUGUCCGGGCGGCGGUGGGAUGUGGUCGUGCCGGGCGCGUUCCUCUUCAACUGCGUCAAGGAUCCGAGUGGCCCAAAGGGGUUCAAGGUCAAGUCGAUGACACUCUAUGGCGACGGGACGCCCGUGCUCGCCGAGAUGGUUAAGCGCGGGAUGGUCAAGCCGGAGGAUGUCGCGGGGUAG
Fonsecaea pedrosoi CBS 271.37 is the source of this 558-nucleotide messenger RNA. RefSeq lists its product as uncharacterized. The transcript has a single exon. The record is from RefSeq and is a predicted model, not a curated record. NCBI's taxonomy places the organism in Eukaryota, Fungi, Ascomycota, Eurotiomycetes, Chaetothyriales, Herpotrichiellaceae. Bases 1 to 558 code for a protein of 185 amino acids.